CACGAGAAAAUUUCUAUAAAAACGCUGAGCGUCUGCAAGCUCUUCAUUACAGUGCAAGUUACAGCCAGAGCAUCAGUAAGAGUUCCAUCUCUAGCCAUAUAGGUAUUCCGUCAACGAGAAUCGUCGUCAAGAUGAAGACUUUGUUCGUUUUUGCUGCCGUGCUUGCGGCCGUUACGCUGCUGCCCAGCGCCACCGUGGCGCGGCCUGACUAUAUCCCGCAACAGGCACCUCAACUGCAGCAACAGCAACGCCGUUUCCCGCAACAGGCGCCUGAACUUCAGGAACGUCAAAGUACUCGUUGCGUGGGUCCCUGCACCGGAGCGGGUGGAGAGGCGGGCAUGCUUCGCAAAGAAUGCAUGGAGUGGGAAACUGAUGUAGGAGGGGCCUCUGCGGACGACUCCUGCCACUGUUGUUACUAUGACCGCGUGCCGUUCCCCACCACAACGACCGCCCCAUAAGCGGUUCCCAAGUGCCUCCAGCCGUGCCAGCCUCCCCCGCUGAAGCACUCAUAUAAGGGCGGCUGGGGCGAUUGGUGUGAGCGACUUCUGGAAAACGCGACGGCUUCCAUCAUUUGUUGGAUAUAUUAAGUCGCGCUGUACCAUGAUAAAAUAUAAAGCACUGGCCAUAACCUUGGCAAUCUAUAUUUGAGAAUUUAUUUUAGUUUAAUGUAAGCAUUUGAAAUUAUUUACUUUUUCUUAAAUUCAAAAUUACAAUUCCGAUAAUUUUGAUUACUUUUGCAAGUUUGGGAUGUAAUAAACGAAAAAUGUAUUAUGAGGAAUAUUUACUUAGAGAAUUUACACUGUAGCAGAACUCAUGGGUUACCGAUUAGGCUGUUUUAUAAAAUUAUAGAAUUUCCUACAGUACUAAAUAAACUGCAAGAUAGA
Molecule: messenger RNA, 884 nt
Organism: Hyalella azteca
Lineage: Eukaryota; Metazoa; Arthropoda; Malacostraca; Amphipoda; Hyalellidae
Exons: 5
Coding region: 132-458 (108 amino acids)
Source: RefSeq, a predicted model, not a curated record